This is a messenger RNA of Neospora caninum, 2868 nucleotides long. RefSeq lists its product as hypothetical. Lineage: Eukaryota; Apicomplexa; Conoidasida; Eucoccidiorida; Sarcocystidae. The transcript has 5 exons. The record is from RefSeq and is a predicted model, not a curated record. Bases 1 to 2868 code for a protein of 955 amino acids.
AUGCGUCAAUUCACUCUUUCCCUCCUCGUCCUUCUGCCGCUGUUGCAGCGGCCGGAAUCCGUUGAGCAUGCAGUUCAGUCCACUCUUUCUGCAUCCAGUGCCUCCCUUUUCCCCUCCUCGCUAGCGGCGGAGGCGACGCGCGCUCGGCACCGUGCGAGCACGUUGGAAGCUGAGGAUGGCGCGAGCGCCGGCGACGAUGAAGACGCUGUGCUGACGGAGCAAGACCAGGAGUCAGAAGAUGAGUGCGCAGCCCAAGAGGUUAUGCAGAAGAUGCUCCAGGAUGAGUUGAACGGAUCGAACACGAGUUUGAUGGCAGCCUCGCCACAGUGGAAGCUGUUGAAAUCAAAUUUGGAGCAGCACAUGGACAACAAGGAAAUGUGUGCGCCGCUGUCCGGGUCUCAGCCUGUCUGCCGGCAAAUACAGAAGUCCGAUGACGGAGAGGUUUUGGGUUCAGCCACAACCCAACUCAAGUGCGGCGGCGCCGAAUACGAGAAGUUGAUCGAAAAGUACGUGCAUGAGAAAAACUGUCUCACAGCCGUUGCCUUCUCUCAUGCGCUCGCCCAGAGCUGGCUCGGACAUUUGGAUCCGAGCAAAGCGUCUGGGGGGUCGGAGGUCGCGCGGAAAGGCAUCGUCGAAGCUCUGGUUUCCCACUACCACAAGGCCAUGGACGCAGGAUUUCUGGAUGACACCCUCUGGUACAUCUACCAAGACGCUGCAGCCUUGCUGGAGGCGUUCAAGACCGCCGCGACGGACGGUCUGAACGCGUUCAACUCGGAGGAUGUGAGGAAGGCGCUGCUGCGUCGCCGAGAGACCCAGACAGCCAUUUUUUGCAGCGUGGGGAACGGCAAUGACGCGCAGCUUGGCUCGAACGUUAUCGUGAACGAAGGGACAGUCAUCUUCCGUGUGAAUCUGGAUGGCGAGGACAUGUCCGCGGUCGAGGCCUUCAAACAGGCGGUCGACACUUUCGCGAAAAAGUUCGUCCAGGCUGUUCUGGAAGAAGGCGGGCUCCUGGACCGCGCGAUCGAGCUCCACAAGAAGUUCUACAAAUUCCGCUUCUUCAAGAUCCAAGGGCUGAUGCAGAGUGCGGAGCCGUCGGCGGAUGUCCGGGAGCAGAACAAGCUCCUGGCCGCGCUGCCACUUGAAAAGCACAAGACGAAGGAGAAACAUCCAGAGAGUUCCUUCCUCCAGGUUGGAGCGGGUGUGCAGGACGAGCCUCAGCAACUGCUGGCUCCAGUGGCGCCGACGGUUGCUAGCGUGGCGACCGGAGUGCCUGCGCAAAACCCAGCUGCGGCCGUGGCCAUGCCGAUCGCCCCGGCGCAAGUGGCGGGCCCGACUGGCGCGGCGGCUGCGGUACAGGCUGACCCGUACUUGAGCGCUGUGCCGGCGGCGAGUCUCCCGCUCAGUCAAGCGCCUGUGCCGGACUUGCAGCCGGUUGUGGCGUCGUUGGGCGCUCAGGGAGGCGUGCAGCCGGCGCAGCCUAUGCCUACGUUCCAGAUGCCCGCGCAGAUUCCGUCCCCGCCGGUUCAAGCUCCUGCGGCGUCGCCCGUCGCACUCCCGGCACAGCCUGAUGCGGGAGCACCCGGACAGGCAGCCGUCGCUCAACCGAGUCCCGCCGCGCCUGGACAGGCAGCCGUCGCGCAACCGAGUCCCGCCGCGCCUGGACAGGCAGCCGUCGCGCAACCGAGUCCCGCCGCGCCUGGACAGGCUGCAGUCUUCCCCGGAGCUGAGCCGACGCAAGUCGCGAGUGGAGCUCCGGGGGCGAACCUCGCGGGUGUCGGUCAGAGCCGCCAGGUGAUGCCGCCGUUGUCGCCUCUGGAGGUGUACGAACAGGGCGCGCAGCGUCAGCCGUCAGGCGAAGGCCAGCAACAGGUCGCGCCCGAUACAGUCAAGAUCAUCCAAGAGAAGCCAUCGACUCCGGAGGAAGCGGCGCGUGAGCACGAGUCUCGUCCACAGCCGAAAGAAUCGGAACCGAGGCAUCGGGGAGCACUCGGCGCUCUGGGGGAGCGAGGUCACCUCCCUGAGAUGCCUUACAACACCGCGCAGAUCCCGAGCAAAGAAGUGAAGGCGGUCCCGAUCAAGCAGAAAGUGAUGGCCGUCAUGAGCCGCUUGCGCAUGCUCCAAAUGCACAACGACACGGUCGCUUUUGAAGUCGACUCGGCGGGCGUUGAAAAAAUCGUGAAGGCCGCCUACCUCGACGUGACGGACCGCGUCUUCGGCGUCUGGGGAGGACUGCUGCCGCAGGCCGCCGUGACGACGACAGCCCAGCUGUUGACGCUCCUUCUGCCCAAACCCGACGUGGAUGUCGCGGAGUUCUACAACAAAACGAUGAACAGCGAAGGCGCGAUCAGCGACGGCGUGCAGGAUCAGCUGCCCGUUAACCACACGCGGUUGGUCGAGCGCUUUGCCAUCUUCGUCGAGGAAAUGUAUCGUGAUUGCUGGCGCAAAUUCUUCAACACCAACGACAAUUUUCUUGCUCCCGCGAACGACGCUGAAACCGAUGCGCAAGACAUUUCUUCUGCCACGAGCAUCCCUGAAGUUUCCGCCGUGCAACUGAACGCGGGAAAGGUCGUAGACCUUCUCGCGAAUGGAGUUGUCGAGCGUGGCCUGGACCACGCGGCGUCCAUGGAGGCGGUCGUGAAGGAGCACUCCUUCGUGUCGACGGCAAGCGCAGCAGGAGAGAGGGGCAUUGACAUGGCCAUCGUCGACAGUUCCGACGGCAUCGGUGUCGCUGAUCUCGCAAAGGUGUUCACAGAUGAACAGGCAGUUCGCGGACUGACUGAGAAAGCUCUGAGCUCCUCCGCUUCAACUGUGGUGGCUUCGACAAGUCUCAUUGCCUUGGCCGUUCUGACUGUCGGGGCGUCUUCGUAA